CUAGAGAACAGAACAGCACAGAUUCCUCUUUCAAAUCUCAGUUUACUCAACCCCAAACCCAACCAUUUUCAAUCACAAAAUGAGAUGAUCAAUCGGUUUCGCAAUCAUAAUUCAUAACAAUGGACAAAGAAACCGACCUCCUCUCGCGCCUGGCCACGAACCACCUCCACCUCGCUCAGUUCGAGCCGUUUAGAGCCACCCUCCUUGCUCUUCGCACUCGAAACCCUGACCUAGCUCUCGCUAUUCUCCAAACAAUAGUCGCUAACUCCGGCAGGUUCGGUAAUGUUCUCUGGUCCGUUACUUGCCCCUCCCCAUCGCUCCUUACGUACUUAUCAACUCUCGAACUAUUACAAUUCAACGACUCAACUUCAUCGACCUGGAGUUUCGAUCCAGAAGCGCUGCGUUUGCGUUCGGAAUUCUUGCUGUUGGUACAGAUGCUAAUAGACUGCGUGUUGAAAAGAACUCGAAAGGAUAUUGACUUAGAUAGCUUCGAGAAAGAGAAGGAGAAAGAUUUUGAUGUUUUAAAUGAAAACGAUAGUUUUGACGAGAAAGUUAAGUUGUUUGCUAGAAACGAGGAUUUGGGAUAUGUGAAUAGUGAAUUUGGUGGCUGUGUUAGGGUUUUGGAUAGGUUUAUGGAGUUAGGUAUGAAGAGUUUAAAACCAGAUGUAAAUGUAAAUGUGAAUGAUGAUGUAAGUAGCAGUGGUGUAAAUGUGUUGAUUGAGGAAGACGAAUUUAUGUGUUUGAAGAAAGUAAUUUUGGAGUAUGCCGAUGUUUUUGACGCAUUGUGUUGGAAUAUAGAAAAGCAAUUGAGAGGGUGGGAGAGUUUAGAUUCGGAUUGUGCUAUAGUACGGAGAGAGGAUUUAUCGGAAGAGGAGGACAGAAGGAUUCUUGGUUUGAUACAGAAGAGUGCUCAGUUGGCUCAUUUGGAUGCAAUGAAGGAGUGUGUGAAGGAGGGAGAUGAGGAAGGGGCUGUAUCUCAUAUUCGUUUUCUUCACCUUGAUUAUGGUGUGGAGGAGGCUGAGUAUCGCAUGGUUUUGGAAGAUCUCCUCAAGAGGGUUCUUUCUAAAAGGGAGGAAUUUGGAGACACCCGGCAUGCUAUGAAAGAGAAAUUGUUACUGAUUUACAGAGAAGCUCUUUCAUCUAAUUGCAGGCAUCUUGUUCAAUUGAUACAGGUUAUUCAGGAUGAGUUGCUUUUUCAAGAAAUUGAGAUAUAUGAAGCGCACGAUAACAACCGAAUUCCACCCCCACUUGAGCGUUUUCAAAGAUAUAUUUUGGAAUUGAAACCUGAUAUAGAUUCAAAUGAUAAGUCUUCGUUGUUGAAUAUAGCAGUCAGUUUGUGCAUGAGAGACAUGUACCAUUAUGCUCGUGUUUCUGGAUUACAUGUGCUUGACUGCAUCAUGAAUACAGCCCUGUCUGCUGUCAGGAGGGAGCAGCUUCAAGAAGCUAAUAAUAUUCUUAUGUUGUUUCCUCGACUUCGGCCAUUGGUAGCGGCCAUGGGUUGGGAUCUAUUGUCUGGUAAAACAAUGGAACGUAGGAAAUUGUUGCAGCUGCUAUGGACAAGUAAGUCACAAAUGUAUCGCUUGGAAGAGUCUUCUCUUUAUGGAAAUGAAUCAGACGAGAUAUCUUGUGUGGAGCAUCUAUGUGAUUCACUAUGUUAUCAGCUUGAUCUUGCCUCUUUUGUGGCUCAUGUUAAUUCUGGUCAAUCGUGGAAUUCAAAAUUUUCAUUGUUGUUGUCUGGAAAAGAACAAACAACAUUUGGAAGUGAAGAUGCUCAAUUAGACCCUUUUGUUGAAAACUUUGUGUUGGAACGACUAUCUGCUCAAAGUCCCCUCCGGGUACUGUUUGAUGUUGUUCCAGACAUAAAGUUUCAGGAUGCUAUUGAAUUGAUUAGCCUGCAGCCAAUUGCUUCUGAUGUAGCAGCCUGGAAGAGGAUGCAAGAUAUUGAACUCAUGCACAUGCGUUAUACUCUGGAAUCAACUGUACUUGCUCUAGGGGCAAUGGAAAAAACCUCAAGUGGUGAAAGAGCAAGACAUCACCUAGUGGCUUUAUGCCAUUUGAAAGAUCUAAGGAACCAUUUGGAGGCUAUCACAAAUAUUCCACGCAAGAUAUUCAUGGUGAAUGUUAUAGUUUCGCUUUUACAUAUGGAUGAUAUCUCUCUCAAUUUGAUGCAUUGUGCCUCACCAGGGAGCAAUUCUGAACCACCCUCUGCAUGUGCCUGGGAACAUUCUGAUCUCAAUACAUGUGAAGGGGGAAACGAAAUGGUUAUAUCUUUCACAGGGUUGCUACUCGAUAUACUGCGUCGCAAUCUUCCAUCAACUGUAAUUGAACAAGAGCAUGCAUUAACUGAUGGCAUAAAUAUGGGUGGAAGGCAAGCAUUAGAAUGGAGAAUCUCAAUUUUGAAACGUUUCAUUGAAGAUUGGGAAUGGCGGCUAUCAAUGUUGCAGCGUCUUCUUCCAUUAUCGGAGCGCCAAUGGAGUUGGAAGGAGGCAUUGACUGUGCUACGAGCGGCCCCAUCCAAGCUACUAAAUCUUUGCAUGCAAAGAGCCAAGUAUGACAUUGGAGAAGAGGCUGUUCAUCGAUUUUCCUUAUCUGCAGAAGAUAGAGCUACUCUUGAAUUAGCUGAAUGGGUAGAUGGUGCCUUCAGAAGAGCAUCUGUAGAAGAUGCAGUGACACGUGCUGCUGAUGGAACUUCUACCGUACAAGAUCUUGACUUUUCAUCCUUACGCUCCCAAUUAGGUUCUUUGGCUGCAAUUCUUCUUUGUGUUGAUGUUGCUGCAACUUCUGCGAGGUCUGCAAAUAUGUCUGAGCAGCUUCUGGAUCAGGCUCAGCUGAUGCUAUCUGAGAUAUAUCCAGGAGCUUCUCCGAAAGUGGGAUCCACCUACUGGGAUCAAAUCCAUGAAGUGGCUAUUAUAUCUGUUUUACGGCGUGUUCUGAAGCGUCUGCAUGAAUUCUUGGAACAGGAUAAUCCUCCAGCACUCCAGGCCAUUCUGAUUGGGGAGAUCAUUAUUUCAUCAACUAAGGAGUCUCAUCGACAGGGACAGAGGGAACGUGCUCUUGCUAUGCUACAUCAGAUGAUUGAAGAUGCUCACAAGGGCAAGCGACAGUUUCUCAGUGGCAAGCUUCAUAAUCUAGCAAGAGCCAUUGCUGACGAAGAAACAGAGCCAAACUUCAGUAAAGGGGAUAGUUCAUACACUGACCCAAAAGUGUUGUUGAAUUUUGACAAGGAUGGGGUUCUUGGGCUUGGGCUAAAGGCUGUUAAACAGACCGCUUUAAGUUCAAAAAUUGGAGAUACUAGUGUUCAGUCUGUUGGUUAUGAUAUGAAGGAUAUGGGGAAGAGACUGUUUGGCCCAUUAAGUGCAAAGCCCAAGACGUAUCUAUCACAAUUUAUUCUCCAUAUUGCUGCAAUUGGAGACAUAGUUGAUGGGACGGAUACAACUCAUGAUUUCAACUUUUUCUCACUUGUGUAUGAAUGGCCCAAGGAUCUUUUAACUCGUUUAGUCUUUGAGCGAGGCAGCACUGAUGCAGCUGGAAAGGUUGCUGAAAUUAUGUCUGCUGAUUUUGUCCAUGAAGUGAUUUCAGCUUGUGUACCACCAGUUUAUCCUCCGAGGUCCGGCCACGGAUGGGCAUGCAUUCCAAUUGUUCCUACCUGCCAUGGUAGUUUCUCUGACAAGAAAGUACUUUCCCCCUCUUCUAAAGAAGCUAAGCCCACUUGUUACAGCCGUUCCUCAGCAACACCUGGAAUUCCUUUGUACCCUCUCCAGUUGGAUAUAGUAAAACAUUUGGUUAAAAUAUCACCUGUUAGGGCUGUCUUGGCCUGUGUUUUUGGUAGCAGUAUAUUGUAUGGUGGGAGUGACUCAACUAUAUCUAGCUCGUUGAAUGAUGAAGCACUGCAGGCACCUGAUGUUGAUCAUCAAUUUUAUGAGUUUGCUCUUGAUCAAUCUGAGAGGUUUCCAACUUUAAACCGGUGGAUACAGAUGCAAACCAAUCUCCAUCGAGUUUCAGAGUUUGCUGUAACAGCCAAGCAAAAGGCUGAUGAUGGCAAGGUUAAGCAUGAAGCAAGAGCCGCUAUUAAGAGGUUUCGUGAGAAUGACAGUGAUACUGAAUCAGAAGUUGAUGAAAUUGUUGGUAGCAAUAACGUUUCAGCAUCUUUAGCGGACCUCAGUGGUCAAGAUGGUGCAGCUCCAAACACUUGGCGUGAUUCAUUUAAAUCUGAAAAUGCAGAAGAUGAUACAAAAGUUUUCCUUUCUUUUGAUUGGGAGAAUGAAGACCCAUAUGAGAAGGCUGUGGAGCGAUUGAUUGAUGAAGGAAAACUCAUGGAUGCUCUUGCACUUUCGGAUCGCUUUUUACGCAAUGGGACCUCAGAUCGAUUGCUUCAGCUACUCAUUGAACGGGGAGAAGAAAACCAUACAAUCUCCGGACAACCUCAAAGUUAUGGAGGUCACAUUAUCUGGAGCAAUAGUUGGCAAUAUUGCUUGCGAUUGAAGGAUAAACAACUGGCGGCUAGACUUGCUCUCAAGUAUGUGCACAGAUGGGAACUUAAUGCCGCGUUGGAUGUUCUCACCAUGUGCAGCUGCCACAUCCCUCAAAAUGAUCCAAUUAGAAAUGAGGUGUUGCAAAUGAGACAAGCUUUGCAGCGAUACAGCCAUAUAUUAAGUGCAGAUGAUCAGUAUAGCAGCUGGCAAGAGGUUGAAGCACAGUGUAAGGAAGAUCCAGAGGGCUUGGCACUUCGGUUAGCUGAGAAAGGAGCAGUUUCUGCUGCUCUAGAAGUGGCUGAAAGUGCAGGAUUAUCCAUAGAUUUGCGCAGGGAACUGCAGGGUCGGCAACUUGUGAAACUUCUUACAGCAGAUCCUCUUAAUGGUGGAGGUCCUACAGAAGCUUCACGUUUCCUAUCUUCUCUACGUGACUCUAAUGAUGCUCUUCCAGUGGCUAUGGGUGCAAUGCAACUAUUACCCAACCUUCGAUCAAAGCAACUUCUUGUUCACUUCUUCCUGAAGCGAAGGGAUGGGAAUCUAUCGGAUGUUGAGGUUAUUCGACUGAACUCAUGGGCUUUAGGUCUUCGUGUUUUGGCUGCCUUGCCAUUGCCAUGGCAGCAAAGAUGUUCCUCUCUGCACGAGCACCCACAUUUGAUAUUAGAGGUUCUGCUGAUGAGGAAACAACUACAAUCUGCUUCUCUGAUUCUUAAAGAUUUUCCUUCGUUAAGGGACAACAGUGUAAUUAUAGCAUAUGCUUCUAAGGCUAUUGCUGUCAGUAUUACAUCUCCUGUGAGAGAACCACGAAUAUCUGUCUCAGGAACAAGGCCAAAGCAGAAAACAAGAACUGGUGCAAGGUCCUCUUUUACUAGCAGUCUAAGUAACUUGCAAAAGGAGGCUCGUCGAGCUUUUUCUUGGGCUCCACGUAAUACUGGAGAUAAGGCUACUCCAAAAGAUGUUUACCGGAAACGAAAAAGUUCUGGAUUGACACCAUCUGACAGAGUUGCUUGGGAGGCCAUGGCUGGCAUUCAAGAGGAUCGUGUUUCUUCAUACUCUGCUGAUGGGCAAGAACGUCUUCCUUCUGUUUCUAUUGCAGAGGAAUGGAUGCUAACAGGUGAUGCCUGUAAGGAUAGAGCUGUUCGUUCGGCUCAUCGAUAUGAAAGUGCACCUGAUAUUAUUCUCUUCAAGGCUCUCCUUUCUUUGUGUUCUGAUGAGUUAGUUUCUGCCAAAAGUGCACUGGACUUGUGUAUUAAUCAGAUGAAGAAUGUGUUGAGCUCCCAACAGUUGCCUGAGAAUGCAUCUAUGGAAACAAUUGGUCGAGCAUAUCAUGUCACAGAGACAUUUGUGCAGGGACUACUUUAUGCUAAAACCCUGCUGAGAAAGCUUGCGGGGGUUGGUGAAUUGUCCAGUAAUUCAGAAAGGGGUAGGGAUGCUGAUGAUGCAUCCUCUGAUGCCGGUAGCUCUAGUGUUGGUAGUCAGGCCACCGAUGAGUUAUCUGAAGUUUCAUCACAGGCAGAUAUUUGGCUCGGACGCGCUGAGCUGCUUCAAAGCCUUUUGGGAUCUGGAAUUGCUGCUUCUCUGGAUGAUAUUGCUGAUAAAGAGUCAUCUGCUCAUCUACGUGACCGAUUGAUUGUUGAUGAACGAUACAGCAUGGCUGUAUAUACUUGCAAGAAGUGUAAGAUUGAUGUUUUCCCGGUGUGGAAUGCAUGGGGUCAUGCUUUGAUUCGGAUGGAGCACUAUGCGCAAGCUCGUGUCAAGUUUAAGCAAGCUCUUCAAUUGUAUAAGGGUGAUCCUGCACCUGUAAUUCUGGAAAUCAUUAAUACAAUCGAAGGAGGUCCUCCCGUGGAUGUUUCAGCUGUUCGUUCCAUGUAUGAACAUUUGGCCAAAAGUGCACCAACAAUCUUGGAUGAUUCUCUUUCUGCUGAUUCAUAUCUCAAUGUUCUAUAUAUGCCAUCUACAUUUCCACGUUCAGAGAGAUCCAGGCGGUCUCAAGAAUCUGCAAAUAAUAAUUCUGCUUAUGGUCCUGACUUUGAAGAUGGUCCUCGCAGCAACCUCGACACCAUUAGAUAUGUUGAGUGUGUAAACUAUUUGCAAGAAGUUGAAGCCCAGUGUAAGGAAGAUCCAGAGGGCUUGGCACUUCGGUUAGCUGAGAAGAGCGUUUCUGCUGCUCUAGAAGUGGCUGAAAGUGCAGGAUUAUCCAUAGAUUUGCGCAGGGAACUGCAGGGUCGGCAACUUGGGAAACUUCUUACAGCAGAUCCUCUUAAUGGUGGAGGUCCUACAGAAGCUUCACGUUUCCUAUCUUCUCUACGUGACUCUAAUGAUGCUCUUCCGUGGCUAUGGGUGCAAUGCCACUAUUCCCCAACCUUCGAUCAAAGCAACUUCUUCGAAGAGAUGGGAAUCUAUCGGAUGUUGAGGUUUUCGCUGAACUCAUGGGCUUUAGGUCUUCGUGUUUUGGCUGCCUUGCCAUUGCCAUGGCAGCAAAGAUGUUCCUCUCUGCAAGCACCCACAUUUGAUAUUAGAGGUUCUGCUGAUGAGGAACAACUACAAUCUGCUUCUCUGAUUCUUAAAGAUUUUCCUUCGUUAAGGGACAACAGUAAUAUAGCAUAUGCUUCUAAGGCUAUUGCUGUCAGUAUUACAUCUCCUGUGAGAGAACCACGAAUAUCUGUCUCAGACAAGGCCAAAGCAGAAAACAAGAACUGGUGCAAGGUCCUCUUUUACUAG
Messenger RNA from Pistacia vera, 7190 nucleotides. RefSeq lists its product as uncharacterized. NCBI's taxonomy places the organism in Eukaryota, Viridiplantae, Streptophyta, Magnoliopsida, Sapindales, Anacardiaceae. The record is from RefSeq and is a predicted model, not a curated record. The transcript is spliced from 30 exons. The coding region runs from base 120 to 7190 and encodes 2356 amino acids.